GCCGCAAGAAUUAUGGGAGGGAGAACAAACGCUCGCCUUAAGUGUAGGAUUGCUUUGCUUUGAAUAAGUACAAACUACGAAUACUAAGCAUCAGUAGAAUCAAUAGACUGGCUAUAUUUUGAAUACAUACAAAAACACACGAAUAGGUCAUAUGGACAUAUGGCAUUAUAUUAUUUAGAAUGAUCAUAUUGUACGUACAUAUGUAAGUAAAUAUUUACAUACAAACAUACGUAUGUACAUAUAUACAUAUGUACGUGGUUUUCUGUUGAUGUCGAAGGAGUGUGGUGUGCGUACCGAAAGAGCGAAAUGCUGUGGAUGCUGUCCAUGCGCAGAGCCUGCCCUGACCUACAUUCAAAUUUAUUGGUCAUCUAAGGCAGCCACAGCCAAAGGCAUUUGCGAAAAAAUAAAUACACACGCAACGCAAGAAGGUUAAUAAUCGUUUACUAGCCUUUGUUUUUGUAAAAAAUAAAUAAUAUUGGAAAACUUUAAGAUGCUCAAAUGCUUUUAGCAAAAUUUACGUAAGCCUAACAUCUGCUGCAAAAUGCCCUAACUUAAUGCUUAAUCGAUAAAUAUUGAGAAAGAACCGCAACCAAAAGUGGGAAGUAAAUUUUCCCUGUCUUUGCCUUGACUGUCCCGACGCAUAGAAUAGAGAACGAUGAGGCUGCCCGGACUGGCACUUACGGAUGCAGUUGGAUCAAAAUAGAAUCGGUUACAGUUAAGCAAAUUCGUAUGUGCAUAUCGUGCGUGAUGAGACCUAGAUUAUUUUGGAUAUUUGCAAUUAUAUACUCAUCACUACAUCACAUUGGGUCGGGAUCUACUUCGACAACAUUGAAGCGUCCCAGAGCUGGCGAUCCCUUUGACACGUUCCCGAGGAACUUCUGGCAGGAGUUCUCGUCGCCGUUCACAGACACGCCGGAAGAUGAGGAACUGGAGGUCACCGAGACGACCACGCACGAGCCGUUCCCUUUCUUUGCUGAUCCCUAUACGACGGUUAAUAUAAGCACGCAGCUCUCCUCGAACGUGUAUCUGCAUUGCCGCGUCAACGACCUGCAGGGCAAGACGGUGUCAUGGAUGCGGCGUAGGGGCGAGGACCUCACCCUGAUAACCUUCGGCCAGCACACCUAUAGCGGCGACUCACGCUACUCGCUCGAGUUCGAGGAGCCUAAUGACUGGAAGCUUCUUAUACAGUUUGCCAAUGAGCGCGAUGAGGGACCCUACGAGUGUCAGGUCUCCUCGCAUCCUCCCCUAGUGCUCCUCGUAUAUCUAACUAUCAUUGUUCCUCAUGUGGAAAUUCUCGACGAGAGAGGAUCGGCCACACCGGAGAAGUACUACAAGGCUGGCAGCACCAUCGAGCUGCAGUGUGUCAUCUCCAAAAUUCCACAUCCAUCGUCCUACAUCACCUGGCGACACGGACCCCGUCUGCUCAACUAUGACACCAGUCGGGGUGGCAUCAGUGUGAAAACGGAUAUGCUGCCUGGACGAGCUCUGAGUCGCCUAUACAUUGCAAAUGCGAAUCGACAAGAUACCGGGAACUACACCUGUAUGCUGGGCAACGAGAUUACGGAGACGGUUGUAGUACAUGUACUUAACGGUGAGGAGCCAGCCGCAAUGCAGCACGCGAACGGGACUCGCUACAGUGCCAGGCCCUCAAAUAUGGUUGUGUUUUUUUUAUUGUACGUAUACGCGUGUUUUUGUGGGAGGGCGGUGGCCGUGGGCCUACCGCUCGGACGAUGACGAUCUAGUGUGAUCUUUAAAGUAAAAGAACAGGUAGGUGGUCGAUACACAGCAGAGUUACAGUGAGAGAAAUGCAUACACCAGAAAAUCUUGUCCAGAAAUGCAUUUUUGACUUUUACUCUAAUCAUGGGUUGUUUAAUAUACGAUACAUAGCAUAAACUGAAUACUGAAUACAUACUAGAUUUAAGUCGGAAAUCGAAUGAUAAAAAAACAAACAAAAAAUGUGAGAACUCGUAUGUAUUUAUAUAAGGGCGUACGCGAAUACAUACAUUUACAUACAUACAUAUGUAUGUAUAUGCAGAACAUGAAAUUGAUUUUGAAAAUUUUAGAGCAUAAAAUUAUAGUCAUAACCAAAUCUUACUACAAAGGCCGUGUUUAUGUUGGCUAAAUAUUAAUCAUAUAUGUAUGUGUUCAUAUUCAUUUGAAUCCUUGUGAGCUCACACAUCACCAUACAUACAGAUUUACACAUGCAUACAAAAACAUAUGUAUGUAUGUCGAUAGGAGCUGGCCAAUGCAUUUUCAGUUCUACCUUAAUCACCUUCUGAAGGCUGAUCUAUUAUGCUUCUAAUACACUGCUAGUCGAAGGCCUUGUGAAAAAUUGUUUUAGCUUCUGGAAAUCAAACAGCAUAUCAGUUGGGAUCAUUUGAAAUUUAAUUAGUACACUGUGCUACAUUUCUUUUUCACUUUACACGAAACAAAAAUUCGUUUGCAGGCCUGUUAAAUCUGUAGAUCUCAUCUUUCAAACUUGCAAUAUAUAGAUUUCCAAAAAUCUUUUUAUAACACUCAAAUAACUUGUUAAGGGACUGUUGAUAUUAAAGAAAAUUGAAGCUUAAAAAGGGAAAUGUCUGUCAAAACUUUUCAUGAUGUAUAAUUAGUCUCCAUAGAAUGGUUUUUGGCUAUACCUAAAGUUGUAGCUUUCCAGCAUAAGAAAAUUUAUUUAUAUGGCAAGGUAUAUUUUUUGUAGCGUUAGUUACAACCCCAAUCAAAUAGUUUACGAAUAAUUAAAAUUGUAAAAUUAAAUAUUUACGAACUUUUUAGUAACAAAAUCUGUACCUUAUACAUAUGUAUGUAUUACCCAGCUUCUGAUGUUUCUUGACAUUUUGCAGAACCAGAUGCAUAAGUUCAAAUUUAGUAUAAAUUAAUUCAAAUGCAGACCAUCAAAUACCAUGAACCUUUCCAGCACUUCGGUCUAUCAUUCAGACACUAUACACUGCACUGACACCCUGGCAUUACGAAUGAAACAGUGAUACCUUGUAGAAACCAUCUCAAAGAUACUUUUGGGCGAUAUUUCGGCUACAUAUGUAUCUAGUUUUCCAAAAUGUUAAAAGAUGGUCUAUGAUUUAGUCAACCAGGGAUUAACCAGCCCAAGCAUUGUAUACGCGGUACUCAAGCAGCAUAGACUUAUAUUAUAUUCCUGUAGAUGUAUUAAAAAAAAACACUAAAGGAAGCUUUUCCGAUCUCAAAAUGUGUACAUUGCAGACUCCUGGGAUAAGAAACUGUAACAAAUGUAUUUUUAAAUUGUGCCACGACCCCUACCCCUCAAAGAAAAAAAUCUGGGUCCAACAUUUUGGAAGAUACGAGAAAGACAACCGAAGCACAGUCAUAAAGAAUAAUCGUAUCUACCAGUUUCGAUCAAUAAUUUAGACAGAAAGAAGAACAAAAUUUCCCGUAACCGAAUCCCCUUCAAUGUAGAUUCUCUAGAUUUCAGCGAAGUCAGUGAGAUAUGUAUAACGGUUCGUUGGUGGAGAGAGAUAGAGAACAAAAGCGAGAUAAAAUACAUAUACAUAGUAACUGAGUACCGGGUAUUACAUAGUAUUAGUUACAUCGAUUCGACUGGUUUUUGCUUUGCGUGAAACACACUGAAAAGUUUUCAUUUUGUAGCCCUGUGGUCUGCUUUUUGAUCAAAAUUAUGAUUUUUCGAUAUCUGAGCUGCAGAGCAGUUGAAUUGCUGCGUGACCAUUUUUUUUUUGUUCGUCGAGUUUUGUGCAAGUUUGACACAGAAUGGAUGAUGUGUAGAUCGAUUAAAGCUGUUUAAAAAUCGAAGAAAGAGAAAGACAAGACACAGAAGCUUAGGAAAUUUUAAACGUUAACAAAACUGUGUCAUUCAAAAUGGAUACAUAUCGUUUAAUUAUUGUUAAUUCAAUUGCGGAACCAAUGACCAUUUGAGCCCAAAAAAAAAAAAAAUAAUGUGUAUGGAACUGUAUAUUUAAAUUUGAGUCUAUUAAAUGAAGGACGGAAUGAAAAUUCGUACACAACUCGGACCAAUGGGUAGAAUGUGUGAUUGUUUUUAUUAAAAACGGUCCCAUAACAAACCAAUCCAAAAAAUAUAUAUAGCAAAGUAAAAUAAAUAAAACACGAUCAAGGACAAGAAAAAGAAAGAAUAAAUAUUUUCCACUUUAUUUUCAGUUUAGGGUUUAAUUAAAAAAAUAUUAUUUCUAAUUUUUAUAGAAGUUAUCAAUGGAUUUAUAUUAGUGUACGUGUACCCUCUCUUUGAUUAUUUAGCUUUCACACCUUUCUAAAUAUUAACUAUUAAAACAUUAAAAAUGUCCAUGAGAUCAGCAAGUUACAUUCUCUUGAGCUUCUAACUCAUUGACGACAUUAAGAACUCAUAUUCCAUUGAGGAUUGAUCAUAUAUGUACAUACAUAUGUACCUACAUCUGUACUUCUAUGCAAGUGUUUAAGGAAGUCAAAGUUCAGCCCAGGACAAAAACCAAAUCUAACGAUUGAAGAGCUUCAAUGCUUAGCGACUUGACUGACUAAUUUCAAUUCUCUUGUGUAGAUACUAUUGUAAAUUAUUCCAAUUGAUCCCAACUAAACCUAAACCCAGUCAAAACGUUGCCGCCGGCGGGCUCUGCCUGCUGGUAACCCCUUUCCAUGAUUUGUGUGCCCUUUAAUAAACGAACAUAAAAAGGAAAUAUAAUAAAUUAAAAAGUAAAAAUGUUGGAGUGAGAUAACGAAACAAUACUUAGAGACUAAAGAAAGUGACGAAACUUUUAGAAAUAUUUUGGUUACAUAAUUAUAUUUAUUAAUUAAAAACUUUAAUAUUUAAUUAUUAAACUACAUACAUAAUGUAUAGUAUCGUCGUCCUCCGUCAAAGCCCAUGCGACUGCGCACGACCGCAAAAAAAAAUAUAAACUAAUGCAAAAUUGUAAAAAAUAA
Molecule: messenger RNA, 4893 nt
Organism: Drosophila obscura
Lineage: Eukaryota; Metazoa; Arthropoda; Insecta; Diptera; Drosophilidae
Gene: dpr14
Product: fibroblast growth factor receptor 3
Exons: 6
Coding region: 730-1734 (334 amino acids)
Biological process (GO): synapse organization
Cellular component (GO): neuron projection membrane
Source: RefSeq, a predicted model, not a curated record